AUGUCAGCGCGCGUGCGCGUGGCCGCUGCCUCGGCACGCACGCUGGCUGUGGUGAGUAGGAUGUCAGCACGCGUGCGCGUGGCCGCUGCCUCGGCACGCACGCUGGCUGUGGCACGCAUGCUGGCUGUGGUGAGUAGGAUGUCAGCGCGCGUGCGCGUGGCCGCUGCCUCGGCACGCAUGCUGGCUGUGGUGAGUAGGAUGUCAGCGCGCGUGCGCGUGGCCGCUGCCUCGGCACGCAUGCUGGCUGUGGUGAGUAGGAUGUCAGCGCGCGUGCGCGUGGCCGCUGCCUCGGCACGCAUGCUGGCUGUGGCACGCACGCUGGCUGUGGUGAGUAGGAUGUCAGCGCGCGUGCGCAUGGCCGCUGCCUCGGCACGCAUGCUGGCUGUGGUGAGUAUGAUGUCAGCGCGCGUGCGCGUGGCCGCUGCCUCGGCACGCACGCUGGCUGUGGCACGCAUGCUGGCUGUGGUGAGUAGGAUGUCAGCACGCGUGCGCGUGGCCGCUGCCUCGGCACGCAUGCUGGCUGUGGUGAGUAGGAUGUCAGCGCGCGUGCGCGUGGCCGCUGCCUAG
Molecule: messenger RNA, 567 nt
Organism: Schistocerca piceifrons (Central American locust)
Lineage: Eukaryota; Metazoa; Arthropoda; Insecta; Orthoptera; Acrididae
Product: antifreeze protein Maxi-like
Exons: 4
Coding region: 1-567 (188 amino acids)
Source: RefSeq, a predicted model, not a curated record